AUGAUUCGUACAUCUACUCUCAUCUUGGCCACAACUUCUCUCUUUCUCUUAGCAGUUGUUCAAGCUGGGCCUUUACCCGUUAGUCUUGAUUCCUCUUCAACAGCCAUCGACACAUUAGGAGAAACAAGAGUGAAGCGACAGGGCGGUGGAGGCUGCGGGUGUUGUGGAUGUGGAUGCGGUUGCUGUGGUUGUGGAGGCGGUGGAGGAGGAGGAUGUGGUUGCUGCUGUUGCCGUCCAAGAUGCUGUUGUCGCCAGUGCUGUACUUGCUGUACCACUAGAUGUUGUACAUGUUGCCGUACAUGUUGUCGUCCAUGCUGUUGCGGAUGCGGUUGUGGAUGUGGAUGCGGUGGUGGUGGACGUAAGAGAAGAUCUCUUCAAAACCUCCGCAUUAAGUUAGCCGACAAGAUCGAAAGCGAAAGCCAUGCUUCCCAUGAAAACCAAUCCGAGGAGAACAGCUCAGCCGAAGAGAAAAAUAUUGAGAAGAGAGAAGUUAUUCAAACAUCUAUUGGCGCAAUCGUUGACGUACCCGAGUGGCCAAACGCAUAUGGAUACUAUUGA
Molecule: messenger RNA, 558 nt
Organism: Auanema sp. JU1783
Lineage: Eukaryota; Metazoa; Nematoda; Chromadorea; Rhabditida; Rhabditidae
Source: the annotation of a GenBank genome assembly